AUGAAUCCACCAACGGCGAUUGAACCCACCAGCAACAGUUUAAAAGAAGCACUUUGUGCUCAACAACGCCUCCUCCAAAAACUUUACAAUGAAUUGGAUGUUGAAAGAGAAGCUGCUGCUACCGCAGCCAGUGAAGCAUUAUCCAUGAUACUUCGUCUUCAAGGAGAAAAAGCCGCUGUAAAAAUGGAAGCCGAACAAUACAAAAGGUUAGCAGAGGAGAAAAUGAAUCAUGCCGAGGAAUCUUUCCAGGUAUUUGAAGAAAUUAUGUACCAUAAAGAAAUGGAAAUCGCUUCUUUAGAUUACCAAGUUCAAGCCUAUCGUUACAAGCUAGUAAGCUUAGGAAUCGAUGAUCUUGGAGCCAACGAAUUCAAAUUCCCUGAGAAUUUAUUACAACGAAAUGAAACCCUAGUUGGGGAAACAAGCUCAGAUGUUCAUGCUAUCACCAAAAAGAACACUCCACCUCCAAAACGUUUAAAGUUAUCAAAUUUGAAGAAGGGUACUGCUACUCUUAAAAGGGAUAGAUCGAUACAAGACGAUUCUGAUACGAUUGCAAAAAUAGUGGAAGAAAGUUCACGUGAACGUGAAGAUGAAAAUAAUCAAGGUUUUGAAUUUGGUUUGAAGACCGAAGGUUCUACAUCUGUUGAUAUCAAUUCGUAUUUGGAACAAAUACGAAAACUAGAUAAAUUAGUAGAAGAAAUGGCGGGAGAGCAGAACUUUUGUUCAUUUGCUAAAACUUCAAGAUCUUCAUCAGUUCGCUCUAAACUUAACGAAUUGGAUCGAACGCAAAGUGCAAUGAAUUUCCAAAAGUGGACAGAUGAAAAACUAUCUUCCAAUACAUGUUCGACAAGUGUCCAUGAUGUCUUUGAAGUUCCUCAGAUUAAGGGAUAUGAAAAACCAUAUGAGAAAGACGAAGAGAAAUCGAUUAAAGAUGAUGAAAAAAGGAAAAAGCCUUUACUUCCGAAACAUAAAGACAAAAAGGUGUUUUUGCCUGGAGAUGGUAUUAAUGUUGACUGUCAUAUGGCGCUAUUUCGGCAUGCCACGUGUGCUGCUGAGAUUGCUGAGAUAGCUGAGGCGGCUGAGGCUGAAACUGAAAAUGAAACCGUAGAGCAAAAUGUAAGACAAGAGGGACAAGAAUUGAGAUUGUUGUAUGAGAUUCGUGACAAAUUAAAUUCAAUACAAUCGGAUAUUAGAAGCAAAGACACAAAAGUCAACAAGUCUUCUCCAAAUUGCGACUUACCCAUGCUUCAACUUAGAGAGGCAAUGAUGCAUUUCUGGUUUUGACCAAUUUCCUCAAGCUCAACGAAUGGCUACUUACAACAUAAUUUACCAAGUAAGAGAAUACUUGUUGUUUACUACAACUUUUGACAUGUCAUGAAAUCGGUAUCUUCGCCAACUAGACACAAAAGUCAAGGAACCUCCCGUGUUGACAUCUUUAACACAAGGAUUGUAAGUUGUUCUAGUGACUUGUAUACAAUUAUAGUGAUGUAUUUAGUAUAAGU
Lactuca virosa is the source of this 1499-nucleotide messenger RNA. The record is from the annotation of a GenBank genome assembly. Lineage: Eukaryota; Viridiplantae; Streptophyta; Magnoliopsida; Asterales; Asteraceae.